This is a messenger RNA of Magnolia sinica, 1368 nucleotides long. RefSeq lists its product as uncharacterized. Gene Ontology annotation, molecular function: 3-phosphoshikimate 1-carboxyvinyltransferase activity. The transcript is spliced from 9 exons. Gene Ontology annotation, biological process: chorismate biosynthetic process. NCBI's taxonomy places the organism in Eukaryota, Viridiplantae, Streptophyta, Magnoliopsida, Magnoliales, Magnoliaceae. The coding region runs from base 202 to 987 and encodes 261 amino acids. The record is from RefSeq and is a predicted model, not a curated record.
UUCUUUUACAUACCCCUAAUCGUUGCUAUCUCCAAACCCUAACCCUCCUCUUCUCCAAACUUUCGCAGUCACCUGUCGCGCCUCCAUCACAAGCAGAGUAACGUUGUUGUCCUACUUUCUAUUCCAAACCCUAACCCAUCAACUACUGACAAUGUCCAUAGUCUUCCCCAUCUACGGUAGCAGCAGAUCUCGCCCCAAUGCAUGGCCGCCCAACCUCCAUCAACAACAGCUACCAUCACAAGAGGUUGCUCGUCCCUCAUUGUCAACAAUAGCUACCAUCAAAUCGAAGGUGAUCAUGGGGGUACCUUUAACUCAUCAUCUUUAGGUCUAGAUGCUUCCCCUCACCAGCAUCAUUCCAACACUCCCUCUGAUGCCAAUAUGGGUUUUGCUGAAUGCACUUUUUCCGCUGCCAGGGCUGCUGUCUUGUCAACAAUUGUCGUUAAUCUGCUAGACAUUUUAAAGGUAGAUGUUUCUUCGUUUCGUGGUAACCAUGAGCGAGAUUGGCCUGGAACAGGAUCCUUCUAUGGGAAUAUGGAUUCGGGAGGAGAAUGUGGUGUGUUAGCUGAAACCAUUUUCUACGUUCCAGCUGAGAAUAGGGCCAAGUUCUGGCGGGCCCACCAUGGUGUGAAGCUUUCUGGAUCUAUCAGUAGCCAGUACCUGACUGCAUUGCUCAUGGCCGCUCCUUUGGCUCUGGGAGAUGUGGAAAUUGAGAUAGUAGAUAAAUUAAUUUCUGUUCCUUAUGUUGAGAUGACAUUGAAACUGAUGGAAUGCUUUGGUGUCACUGUGGAGCACAGUGGUAGCUGGGACCAAUUCCUGGUCAAGGGUAGUCAACAAUACAAGUCCCCUGGAAAUGCGUAUGUUGAAGGCGAUGCAUCAAGUGCGAGUUAUUUCCUAGCAGGCGCAGCAGUCACCGGUGGCACUGUCACAGUUGAAGGUUGCGGCACAAGCAGUUUACAGCAUCAAACUGGCUGCAGUUGCUUCUCGUAAGGAACACAUAAAUCUGGAGCAAUGGCUGAACGAAAAUCUGAGCACAUACAAGGAUACUUUUUUUGAGGAUUGCCUCAGGUUCUUAAAAGAAAUACCUUUUGUAGCAACAAAUGAUGCAUCUGCCAAUCCUUUCCAACAUUCCAGCUCUAUCAUAAAUCUUUAUCUAGAGACAAGUUCACUCUUUUGAAGGUUUUUGCUUCCAAAAUUUCUUUUUCUAUUACCUAUACCCAGCGUCAUAGAGAACUAUUAUGCAUAUUGUAGUUUACAUGAAUAUUUCACAGGUCCUUCAAGCCCAUUCUGGCCAGCUCAUCUCCCACCAACUUUCUGAGGAAUUGAGAAGGUUGCAGGCAUCAUCUGUGCAUGCUAAUCUAAGACUGCAAA